GCGGUGUGUUUUCUGUAACGUGUGUUUGUGAUUCUCAUGAAACACAACCACUGAAAAUGUGUAAAGCUUAUAUAUACACUCACCUAAAUAGAUUCUUUCCUAAACUUGCUUUUGGGGUUGUUAAGGGAUACAAUUGUUCAAACUGGCUGAGUGCAAAGAGAAAUGACCACGUGAUAUUCUAGUCAAACAUUUACGAUCUCUUCAUCUAGAAUUACCUUUUUACAGCUUGGCAAUGCAAUUAUAAAGUCCCCUUUUUUUUCUCUUUCCAGAUUUGAUUUCACAUUUUCAAAAUAAUGAAGUCGAUAUACAGAGAAAUAUUUUAUGUGAAUUUUGCAAUUCUAUUGCCUUUUGUCUUUGGUCAUGGACGUCUAUUGGAACCUCCUUCAAGAACAAGCAUGUGGCGCUUUGGAUAUAACACUCCUCCAGAUUAUGAUGAUAACGGACACAAUUGCGGUGGAGUAGGGCUGCAAUUUGGAAAAAAUAAAGGAAAGUGUGGAAUGUGUGGUGACCCUUACUAUGGACCUCGUGACAGUGAAGCUGGAGGAAUUUUUGCCAAAGGGAUCAUUACUCGAAAUUAUAAAUCAGGAGGAAUACUAAAUGUUUUAAUUCAAAUAACUGCCAAUCACAAAGGCUACUUUGAAUUCCAUCUUUGUCCUAAUAACAAUGUUAAGGAGAGGAUAACACAAGAAUGUCUAGAUAAAUAUCCACUGAAGUUUCUUGAUGGCACCAGCAGGCAUUUCCUUGAAGACUUCCGCAGUAACACAAAUUUUAGCCUGUCUUUGAGACUACCCUCUCAUCUAGAAUGUUCACAGUGUGUUCUUCAGUGGAAAUAUACAGCUGGAAAUACAUAUAACUGCGAUCCUAUUUUAGAUAAAUGUUGCACUGGAUGUGGUGAUCAGGAGCAAUUUUAUGCAUGCGCAGAUAUAUCUAUUAAGAAGGCAUCUGAUGCAUCAAAAGAGAAAAACCCUACAACGAAGCAGAAAUUAGACUCAACUGAGAACGAGACGAAAGGAGGACUUACUACUUCUCGGAAUAUCCCAGAAAAACCAAAUAUAAACAGUAAAAUGAUAUGUCAAGCAAAAUUUAAUCUCCAGCCCAAGAAACAUUUUAAUAAAUGGUGCAAUUUAAUGUGCCAGCCGAUGAAUCCAUUUCCGUAACUCUACAACAAUAAUAAUAAUAAAAUAAUAAUAAUAAUAAUAAUAAUAAUAAUAAUAAUUGAUAAAUAAAUAAAUAAAUAAACGAAUAUAUGAAACUAAUGUCUCAAAAGAAUUACCUUUUCCUCUUAAAUGUAAUAUUCAUAAUCAAUACAUUGUAAAAAUUAUUUCAUGAAAAUUAUAUUCCUUCAAUCAAAAUAUCAUGUUCUUAAAACAUAAUACAUAAUGUGAUUAAAAAUGGUGCUCAAAUUGAA
Molecule: messenger RNA, 1408 nt
Organism: Octopus sinensis (East Asian common octopus)
Lineage: Eukaryota; Metazoa; Mollusca; Cephalopoda; Octopoda; Octopodidae
Exons: 5
Coding region: 294-1157 (287 amino acids)
Source: RefSeq, a predicted model, not a curated record